AUGGGAGACCAACGUCUCUUGGAGCACCGGCCGGUGCAGACCAGCGCGGUCUAUGUCCUCGGCGCACCCCAGACAGACUCAAUGCCACCCCCCUCGCCUCCUUCACCACCAGUGUCUCCGCCUGAAGAGGGGUUUUUCGAGGAAUUGGAGGAAUUGAGCUUGGGGUCGCCCGGUGACCUCUCCGAGGACGACGAGAGUUGCUCCAAGGUACAGGACCGCCUCCGCGCCGCAACACAUGUCCUGAAGACAGAGGCCGCAGCGUUGCGGGCCGUCGCAAAUCUGUACGAGACAGACCCCGUCGCCCGGGACGGCUUCAACCGGACCGUCGCGGCAGUUACGCGGCACAAGGGCGAAAAGGGCAAGCUCAUUAUUACGGGCGUGGGCAAGUCUGGGCACAUCGCCAACAAGCUGGUCGCGACUUUCAACAGUCUAUCCAUCGCAUCCGUGUUUUUAAAUCCCAUCGAUGCUUUACAUGGCGACCUAGGCAUCAUUCAAGAACACGACAUUCUUAUGUUCAUCACGUUUUCCGGAAAGACAUCAGAACUCCUCGGCUUAUUACCACACCUCGACAAACCUUGGUCGUUGGUGAUCCUCACGGGGCACACGAGACCGGACACCUGCGAGCUCGUCAAGCUCCGGCCAGACACGAUUCUCCUCCCGGCGCCGGUCCACGAGAGCGAAACGUUGUCAUUCGGCGUCUCGGCCCCGACGACCUCCACGACAGUCGCCCUGGCCGUGGGCGACGCGCUCGCCAUCGCCGCGGCGCAGGAGCUGCACCCCAACGUCGCGCAGGUCUUCUCCAGGAACCACCCGGGCGGCGCCAUAGGCGCCGCCUUCCGGAAGCCCCAGACGAUCCUGGACCUGGCCAUCCCCUGGGCCGACAUUCCCGACUCGGAGGGCUUGUGCGCGGACAGCAGCGUGGGUGCGGAUCUCUUCCGGGCCGCGUACGACGCGGCGUCCGGGUGGGUGCGCGUCGGCGACGACGUGGCGUCGCCGGGCAGGAUCCGGAAGCUCGCGACGCAGGACUUCGCGCGGCGACUGCGCGACAUACCGCGCCUGAUGGUGCCGCGGGCCGAGAUGCUCUCCAUCUCGGCGGGGACGACGAUACGGCGCGCUGCGGACUUUGUGAGGGGCAUGCAGGGCGCCGCGGACGACGGCGAGUACGUUUGCAGUCCGGACUCCAUACUGGCCGUCCUGGACCAGGGGGACAUCGUGGGCGUUUUGGAAGUGGGAAAGCUCUUGGAGCGGCGGAAAUGA
Messenger RNA from Colletotrichum graminicola M1.001, 1257 nucleotides. RefSeq names its product SIS domain-containing protein. The transcript has a single exon. Gene Ontology annotation, molecular function: carbohydrate derivative binding. The coding region runs from base 1 to 1257 and encodes 418 amino acids. NCBI's taxonomy places the organism in Eukaryota, Fungi, Ascomycota, Sordariomycetes, Glomerellales, Glomerellaceae. The record is from RefSeq and is a predicted model, not a curated record. Gene Ontology annotation, biological process: carbohydrate derivative metabolic process.